Pantherophis guttatus is the source of this 3339-nucleotide messenger RNA. It is a transcript of the gene BCL2L1, whose product is annotated as BCL2 like 1. The record is from RefSeq and is a predicted model, not a curated record. Gene Ontology annotation, biological process: intrinsic apoptotic signaling pathway in response to DNA damage; regulation of apoptotic process; extrinsic apoptotic signaling pathway in absence of ligand. Gene Ontology annotation, molecular function: BH domain binding. Gene Ontology annotation, cellular component: mitochondrial outer membrane. NCBI's taxonomy places the organism in Eukaryota, Metazoa, Chordata, Lepidosauria, Squamata, Colubridae.
CGCACUAUUCCUUCGCCCGGCCGGUCAGAACGAGUCAGCACUCGCGGGGGAAACUGCCGCUUAGUGCGCGGGGGGGAAAAAAGCCAAGCCGUAACCGCCGAAGCGACCGACCCCCUUCGGUGGCUCCUUCUAGCGGUUCGAACCAGCCGGUUCCCCUCAGAGGUAACCGGCAAACGAGGCCGGUAAAGAGAAGCGGAGCCGGGGGCGGGCCGUCUUCGGCAUUAUUCAAGUUUCCGUGCCCGGCGCUGGAAUGGCUGUGCCCGAACUGGAAGGGAGCCGCGUCCCCCUAUGGUAAGCAGGACGGCUGGUGUUGCAGACCAUGGACUCACUGAGAUUUGCAGAGGUGUGAAAAUGUCGAGCGGCAACCGGUCCCUGGUGGUGGACUUCAUUUCCUACAAGCUGGCGCAGAGGGGCCACAGCUGGCGCGAGAUCGAAGGCGACGGCGAGAACCGGACGGAGCUGUCCGGCGAGAUGGGGGGCGGCGGCGGCGUCCUGAACGGCGGGAGCCCCUCUUGGCACCCCAGUCCCAGCCCGGUGGUCAACGGGGCGGCGGGCCACCCGAAUCUCCUGGAAGUCCUGGACAACGGCCCCCAGUCGGAUGUGAGGCAGACGCUGCGGGAAGCCGGGGACGAGUUCGAACUGCGCUACCGGCGGGCUUUUAGCGACCUGACUUCCCAGCUCCACAUCACCCCCAGCACGGCUUACCAGAGCUUCGAGCAGGUGGUGAACGAACUUUUCCGGGACGGGGUGAACUGGGGGCGGAUUGUGGCCUUUUUCUCCUUCGGAGGGGCUCUGUGCGUGGAGAGCGUCGACAAGGAAAUGCGAGUCUUGGUGGAGCGGAUCGCCACCUGGAUGGCGACGUACCUGACCGAACACCUGGAGCCCUGGAUCCAAGAUAACGGAGGCUGGGAGCGUUUUGUGGAUCUCUACGGGAACGACGCGGCCGCCAAGAGCCGGAAGGGCCAGGAGCGCUUCAACAAGUGGCUGUGGACGGGGGCGACCGUAGCCGGCGUGGUUCUCCUGGGCUCCCUCCUGAGCCGCAAAUAGCUAAGAGACUGACCGACUGACCAACCGCCCAUCUCGGCCGCCCGGCCCUACUCCAGCACUCUGCCCUCGGCCUCGUAAUCAUUCCAAGGGGGUGGGGAGGAAGGGGCCCCCCUCCCUCCAAGCAACUCACAGACCUCUUCCUGGUGCCUCCUGCCACCUCCUCGCCUCCCCCCCCCAAAAAAAAGACCCACAGUCUCUGGCUGUCCGUACGCAGACCCCUGGCUGGGGGCCUCCAACCCCCCCCCCCCCGACACACACAUACACACCAAUCCUCAAGGCCUCCCCCCUCCCCUUUCCAUUUCAAGGAGCCACUUCUGCAAAUUGCAAAUUAAUGUCGUUAAAGCUUCUCCUUGCCUUGUUCCUCAACGGACCCAUCUCCCCCUCCCCCCCGGGGGAGAAGGGGGGGAGGUAUUUGCUUUGGGGAGGAGCUGCUCCACCUCACCCACCCCACCCAGAAGGAUUUGACGAGUGAGACAAUGCCUGCCUCCUUCUCCCAUCCGCCGUUAAGUGAACCUCGGACUUUCCUUAACGGCUCUCUUUGACAACUACAUUUUGACAACUACCGGAACCCCCUUGACAACUACACAGCCUAUGCUCCUGGGACCGCAGGGGAGAGGGACGCCUUCCAGUGUGUGUGUGUUUCCACAGCUUUUGCCAGGAGGGGUACAAGGCACACACGGCCUCACAAAGCACGGCCUCCCGAUAUUGUUGCGUGGCGGUGCCGGAGGGCUGUCCUAAUAGCUAGUCAAUUCGGGGAGGGGGGCAAAGCUGCCCCUCCCAGCUCUUGAGUAGCAGGGGCAGGGUAGCUGGUGAGGAAGGGAUGCCAGCUUCCCCUUGCCUUGCAAAACCCGGCAGGUCUGCUCAGCCUCCCUGGCUUUGGCCCCCUACUCAGUUAUGGGUCCCGCUGUGCCAAGGACGGCGGCUGGGUGCCCCAGAACAGCCGUGGCUCAGACCCCUUAAAGCAGACAAACCCCCUUCCUCAAAAAAUGCCCUGGGAAGGAAUCCUGGAUUCUCCAGCGCUGGGGGUGGGGGGGAGCCUCGUUGGAGGCCUUCCCCCUCCCCAUCUGGCUGCGGGGUGGGGGAAGGGAAGGAGGGAGAGCAGGCGCAAGAUGUGGGAGGGGGGGGUCGGAGGGGGGCACGGUGCCUUCUCUGCUUCGAGAAGGUGUUUAUCAUCAGCUGCUAAUUGCAAGCCGGGCCCUCCGGGGACCCUCCUUGGCGUUUGCCCAAAGAUAUUCCAGGAAGAGCGGGCAUUGGGCGGGCCCUUCGGUGGUGGUGGUGGUGGGGAUGAGGAGAAGGGGAGGGGUGCCCUAUGCCUGGGGCGUGGGGGAAAGGCGUGGGGGCAGGACCAGGCAAGCGGGGGGGGGCGUUUCUGAGGCUCCGAGGAGCAAGGCAGGGCGGGGGUCAGGAUCUUAGCUGUUGUUUGGGGAGGUGGGGAGGGGGCUUCACUUCUCUUGAGGUUUGCCUGCAAGUGUUAGGUCAAUGGACAGAGUCAGGGAGGGGGUCUGAAGAUUUGGGGAGGGGGUAGCAGGUGUGUGGGAGGGACAGGAGAAGGGGGAUAGGGCAGGUGGAACUGGGGGGGCGGGCAAGCGAGAGAGACGGGGGUCUGGAUCUCCCUUGGGCUCUGCAGCAGCCUAGGGCACGGGGCAUUUUGGGGAGGGGGUGUCUUUUUCAUCCACCGCAGCACGAUAAGCCCCUAUCCGGGUCUUGGGGAAGGGGUCUUUCCCUGCGAGGUAGCAUGAUGGAGCCCCUCGCCCUUCGGAGAGCCCAGCCUUCCUCAGCAAGGGGCUCCAUCCCACCCACUCACUCCCCCCCCUGCAGAUUCAAAUGACCUUCCCUGUCCCCCCCUCCCCCGCCCUAGCCUGCCCCUCCCCACAGAAAAAGCCCAGGGCCCCCCUUGCAGCUUGCCUGCCCCCCUCCCCGAAGAGACACGACGAGAUCAGCUGUAUAUAUUGAAGACUAGUUUUUAUUCAGUUGUGAAUACAAUAAUACUAUUUUUGUUAACCGUAUGUCUGUAUUUAUGUGUUUUGGCUGUGCUUGCCCUCCCUCUCCGAGCCCCCCCCCACCCGCUGUGCCCCAUUUAACCCCCUCCCCUACCCCCUUUUUCGAUUGCAAAGGCAGCCUAUCAGGUGAGGGGUGGUGGGCUCCCCCAGCUCUCGCCCCCUGCCCCCCUUUUUUCCCAGUCCUUGUUGUCCAGGCCUCCGACGACCCCCUUAUUAGAGAAGAGAAGAAAAAAAAAAAAAAGAUGAAGGUGAAUUUGAAGACAGAUAAUAAAACAUGUGGUGUUUGAGCCGA